AUGUUGAUUCCUACUUCUCCUAAAAUGUACGCGACAGCGAAAAGUCAAAGUGGGGGAAAUAGGGAUGUUAUAAAACUGUUUGUAGGACAAAUACCUCGACAUUUAGAGGAAGACGAUUUGAGACCUAUGUUUGAGGAGUUCGGAAAAAUAUAUGAAUUCACCGUCUUGAAGGAUAAGUACACAGGAAUGCAUAAAGCUAAAAUGAAUCUCAUAGCUAUCAAAAUCAUUCAGUUGGACAGUAAUAUAGAGAAUGAUUCAACGAUGAACCAGGAUUCAACCAAUGCGUGCGUAGUCAUGGGUCUUGCCAAAGAGCUGCUGUGCGUUGUGAAUGAAAGUUUGGACUGA
Messenger RNA from Diorhabda sublineata, 345 nucleotides. RefSeq names its product CUGBP Elav-like family member 3. Gene Ontology annotation, molecular function: RNA binding. Lineage: Eukaryota; Metazoa; Arthropoda; Insecta; Coleoptera; Chrysomelidae. The coding region runs from base 1 to 345 and encodes 114 amino acids. The transcript is spliced from 2 exons. The record is from RefSeq and is a predicted model, not a curated record.